Molecule: messenger RNA, 2030 nt
Organism: Rhagoletis zephyria (snowberry fruit fly)
Lineage: Eukaryota; Metazoa; Arthropoda; Insecta; Diptera; Tephritidae
Product: Translocase of outer membrane 40
Biological process (GO): protein import into mitochondrial matrix
Cellular component (GO): mitochondrial outer membrane
Molecular function (GO): transmembrane protein transporter activity
Source: RefSeq, a predicted model, not a curated record
AUAUGUCAAUGCGUUUUUUUCGUUCUUUUCAUCGGAAAAUUUGUGAGCUUUCCCAUUUUUGUUUCAAAAUUCUGGGGAGACUUCGAUAAAACCUGUAUAAAAAGGAUUUUAAAUUGUGACGAGAAAGUUUAUAAAUUGUAACGCGUGUGUGUGUUAAUAAGAAUGGGGAAUGUUUUGGCCGCAUCGUCUAGCUCUAGCUCAUCGCUAGACGCUGCCAAAUUGGGAUUGCCGGAACUAUCAAGUCCGUCGCGGAACCCUUCGUCGUCCCCAGUGACAGGACUGGCGGGUUCCGGCGUUAGUGAAGCAGAAUUAAAGGAACAAAAGCUUGAAAACCCCGGCACUGUUGAAGAACUGCAUAAAAAAUGUAAAGACAUUCAGGCAAUGACCUUUGAAGGUGCGAAAGUUAUGCUAAAUAAGGGGUUAAGUAAUCAUUUCCAAGUCUCCCAUACGCUGAACCUCUGUAGUACACAGCCUAGCGGGUAUCGCUUUGGAGCUACUUAUGUAGGAACAAAACAGUUUGGCCCUUCGGAGGCUUUUCCCGUAUUGCUGGGGGACAUUGAUCCCUCCGGAAAUUUAAAUGCCAACAUUAUACACCAAUUUACCCCUCGUGUCCGUUGCAAAUUCGCCUCGCAAAUUCAAGAUUCCAAGCUCACAGCUGCCCAAUUAACAACCGAUUACCGCGGUGACGACUAUACAGCUUCUUUAACUGUUGGUAAUCCAAAUAUUUUCAACAAUUCUGGCGUGUUCGUUGGUCACUACUUACAGUCGGUAACUGAAAACAUCGCGCUCGGUGCCGAACUUGCCUACCAAUACGGUCCUAAUGUACCCGGUGGUCAAAUCGCCGUUGUAUCAGCCGUUGGACGUUAUACACAAGGCGAUUCGGUGUGGUCGGGAACUUUGGGACCUGGUGGCGUACAUGUAUGCUAUUACCAAAAAGCCAGUGAACAAUUGCAGAUUGGUGUCGAAGUGGAAACUAGUCUUAGGAUGCAAGAGUCUGUUGCCACGAUCGGCUACCAAGUGGAUUUACCGAAAGCUGAUCUCGUUUUUAGAGGUUCAUUCGACUCUAAUUGGAAUGUUUGCGGUGUAUUGGAGAAGCGGCUGCAGCCUUUGCCAUUUUCUUUCGCUCUGAGCGGGCGCUUGAAUCAUACUAAAAAUCAGUUUCGACUAGGCUGCGGUCUGAUAAUUGGAUAAUUAGCUUUUGGGUUAAUAGGUGUAAAGGAAGCAAAGUCUACAACGACAGUUACAGUAGCAGUAAUAAAAGCGGAGAAUAAAACAAAAAAUGUUACAGCAGUUUCAGGCAACAAAAACGGUGGAAGAAGUAUCAAAAUAAUAUACAACAGAAAAAGCAACAAAUUUCACAGAUUACAAUUUUUAUUUAUGAUCAGGAUCAACUUUUACAGCACUUCUAAAUUUUUCUUCGUAGUUUUGCUUGUAUUUCUAAGAACAACCUCGAGAGAAAAUUAUUAGUGUAUUUGUUUGUCAACUUCGAACGUAAUUAAAAACUACAGGAGUGAUUAUUAAUUUCAAAUUGCAGUUCUGUUUGGCAAAUGAAUUCACUUAUUGAUAUCUAAUCAAAAUAAUUCGCAAAUACACUCAUUAUAACAAGUAGAGGGGGACAAAACUUGAACAGGAAACAAUUUACGUUGAUCACACAUAUGUAUGCAUCAGCAGAGACGUAAAGGACGCAAAGGCGCACAGAACAUCACCAAAUAACGUAAUCGUAGUUACAGUUAAUUAAAUUUGAUUUACGUAAUGAUUUACCUUUUGUAGUUUAACUAUUUGUUAUAAACAACAUAAAAUAUUGCUUUUAAUUAUUUGAAUCAAAUUUUAAUUAAAAUCCAAAUUAAAAUCAAAGAAAACUAAAUUUAUUGUUAAGAAAAAAUAAAUGAAAAUCAGAAAUGUAUGUAUAUUUGUAAUUAAGUGCGCCGUCUCAUGGGACUGGUUUCACUUGCCCAAAGAAAAAACGAAGAACUAGACAAAAAGAACAAAUGAAACUUUAGGUAAGGUAGAUUACAGAAAACAUUGUAGUA